GGUCUGCCCCUGUUUCUGUUUGUUUUUGUGGGAUGGAUGAAUUUUAAGAUCUUGAACUUUUAAGAGUCCUUAAGGUUUUGGCAUGAUCCCACCGUCGCUGCCAAGUGGUCUGAGUCUAACUGUUGAUUUCUAGGCAUAUCAUGGAACAUUUAGAAGGUGUCAUCAACAAACCAGAGGCAGAGAUGUCCCCACAAGAACUGCAGCUCCAUUAUUUCAAAAUGCAUGACUAUGAUGGCAACAAUCUGCUUGAUGGCCUGGAACUCUCCACAGCCAUCACUCAUGUCCAUAAGGAGGGUGGGAAUGAUCAGGCACCACCAAUGAGGGAAGAGGAACUGAUUAACUUAAUAGAUGGUGUUUUAAGAGACGAUGACAAGAACAACGAUGGAUACAUCGACUAUGCUGAAUUUGCAAAAUCACUACAAUAGACAUUUGACUAUCUUCUAGUUAUUAUGCAAAUAUGACCCAUUAUAAUGUGAUUGAAAACUUUCGGUAAUGUAGAAUAAUUCAUUUCCAACUACUGCUGAAGUAUUUUGGUAAAAAUCUGUAGCAAGUGUUACACUGGUGUGAGAAAGAGAAGUCUGGAGAAAUGGAAGAGAGGGGAAAUGGGACAUGUUGUAGUCCCCAAGUACUGUUAAGUCUCCUGUUGGACAAGGGCUUGAUUAAAGAAUCUUUUUAAGAAUAUUGGAUAAUUGGAGCUGAGUACUCAGGAACAUGGCUGUAGAAUACUGCUAGUCUCUUGGUUUUAAUUCAUGCUACUUGAAAAGUUAAAAUGAGCUUUGCCAAGUAGACACACUUUUCAGUAACAAUGAAGGAAUGGAAUCCAUGCCAAAUGUUCCCCCUUUGGGUCCUGUGUCUUCAGGUAAACAUGGUCAGUAUUCUGUGACGUUCCCUGGCUUAAAUGAUUACUUGCUAUGGGCAAAUGAGUACUGAUUAAGCUAUUUCAAAGCCACAGCAUAACACGAAUGUCAGAUAUUGAGCUCAGUGAGCCAGAGUCUGGAUCUUCUGGGACUUGGAUAUGAUGCACCACUGACCUAAGUGAUUAACCUUUUUUCAGUUUUUCAAUAUUUUAUAAAACUACUGCCCUAUCCUUAUACUUUAUGUCUUUUAUGUCUUCUUCAAUCUGGGAGAGACCUUGAAUUUAAAAGUGUUGUCUAAUCAAUAGCACAUGUUUUAGCUUUCUUAAUAUUGGUAUUUAACUCUUGUUUCUAGGGUUUCAUUUUUGCAGUUUAGAAACAUAGGAAUGCAAGAAUUUAUCUCUUCUGCUUGAUACAGUGGGGGUAAAUCUACUUGCUGCCGUAGCCUAAGUGCAAAAUGAAAAGAUCGUUCACCAAGUACAGUGAUUAAGCUGAUACAAGUUGUAUUUAGAAGGAGUCUUGUUUAAAUGACUUCUUCUAGCCUACAUUUGUGAAUUCUUUCAGAUCAGGAAAGAUUAGAAAAAGAAGCCUAAAAACUCUUAGCAGUGUGAGUCUCAGUAAUAGUUGAAAGUGAGAAGCAGUGGCAAAUUCUAAUUUGGUUUAUUGGAUGUGAUGGACAUACUGUGAUAAAAAAUCAUAAAAUGAUGAUUGAAAGGGGGGAAAACUGCAUACAAUUUGCUGUAAGAUGUAUAGAGACUUAUUUUCUUUAUUAAAGUAUUCUUAUAAGAAAACAUAUGUAUUUGUAAAAAUGGUUUCCUGUGUCAAGUAUUUGUGCAGUCAGAGCUGAAUUAUAAACUAUUCUUGUAAAAUCUAGUUAUUUUGAAAGAUUUAUAUAAUGAAUUCUGGAUAUAUGAUCAAUAAAACUGAUGAAACAAAA
Miniopterus natalensis is the source of this 1791-nucleotide messenger RNA. RefSeq names its product multiple coagulation factor deficiency 2, ER cargo receptor complex subunit (gene MCFD2). Gene Ontology annotation, molecular function: calcium ion binding. Lineage: Eukaryota; Metazoa; Chordata; Mammalia; Chiroptera; Miniopteridae. The record is from RefSeq and is a predicted model, not a curated record.